Messenger RNA from Stylophora pistillata, 2949 nucleotides. RefSeq lists its product as uncharacterized. Gene Ontology annotation, biological process: extracellular matrix organization; proteolysis; collagen catabolic process. NCBI's taxonomy places the organism in Eukaryota, Metazoa, Cnidaria, Anthozoa, Scleractinia, Pocilloporidae. Gene Ontology annotation, molecular function: zinc ion binding; metalloendopeptidase activity. The record is from RefSeq and is a predicted model, not a curated record. Gene Ontology annotation, cellular component: extracellular matrix.
GCCAUUGUUAAAUCGUGUUACUACUCUUAACACGCACACCAUCUCUAGCUAAAAGAGAAAAAAAAUAAAAAUGAAAAAACAUGUCUGAAAGUCAUACGCUUUUUUCAGAACGAAAUAGCUAAAAAAAAAAAGAUCUGUUGUUUUCGACUUUAUUACUUCAAGUAGCGCAAAAUACAUGUCAAUAUGAUCUAUUACUCAAGAUGGGGUGACAGUCCUGGAAUCAUUCCAUUUUUUUAAUUGCAUAAUGUAACGAAACUUUCCCCCUCCUGGCUGCCCGAUAUUGGCAGGUCGGCGCGUGAUCGUCGGUCCAUGAACUUGGAAAGGAAACGUCAUGAAAUCCGGCAAUAUGAGCGGUUUGACUAAACUACGUGAAAAGGUGUGUAUCAGAAACCCACGCAUAACGUCGAUUCCCAACCACUUAGUUUGCUAUAAAACCUGUCCAAACUUACUUUACCGAUGCAAUCAAAAGUAGACAAAGCUGUGUACGGACGAGUUGCUCAGAUUCAUCUGUGCUCGAGAUGAAGAACUUUUUAUUCUUGGUAGUACUCCUUGCUCUUGUGAGCUGUGUCCUAAACCGCCCUCUCCGUCGACAGCGAGGUCGUGGAAGAAAGGAUAAAAUGAUGAAAUGGGCAACGGGUUAUUUGUAUAACUAUGGUUACCUCAAUUCAGAUGAAAUGGCUUCCGUAAAGGACGAAAAUUCUGCCAUGUUUAAGAAAGCGAUGAGAAGACUUCAACGAUUUGGACAUGUUCCUAUGACAGGAAAAAUCGAUACUGCAACAAUGCAGUUGCUUAAAAAAUCAAGAUGUGGAGUGAAGGACUCAAAUCCAACGACGUCGGAAAGAUCCAAAAGAAAUGUGGGAGAAUUUAAUUUGCAGGGAAGCUUUUGGAGAAAUAGGGAUCUGACCUAUAGAAUCAUUAACUUCACGAACGACGGUAUACCUCCAGAGACACAGAGGCAAGUCUUUCGUAAUGCUUUAGACUUGUGGCAAUCUGCUUCAACAUUACGAUUCACAGAGGUACAAUCGCCGAGUGAUGCGGACAUCCUUAUUAGUUUCGUCACAAGGGAUCAUAGGGACGGAUUCCCAUUCGACGGACCAGGGGGGACAUUGGCUCAUGCGUUCUUUCCCCUCAAUAAUCGAGGUGAGGUGCAUUCCAGGGUGGAGUGGUUUUCUGAUGACAUUACUUUAUACAUUAUUAAAUGUCUCUCUGGUGACGCUCAUUUUGAUGACGAUGAAGAGUUCACCACAGGAACACCCCGAGGUAUCAACCUCGACUGGGUGGCGAUUCACGAGUUUGGACACAGUUUGGGUCUGGCUCAUUCAGACGUACGGGAAGCCAUUAUGUAUCCAUUCUACACAGGUUAUGUCCCGGAUGUCCAGCUCAACAGAGACGAUGUUUUAGGUAUUCAGCAAUUGUAUGGAGCUCCGGUAGUGGCCACAACGGAGGCGCCAACCACCACAGAAUCACCAACUACAACAGAAGCACCAACUACAACAGAAACACCAACUACAACAGAAGCACCAACUACAACAGAAGCACCAACUACAACAGAAGCACCAACUACAACAGAAGCACCAACUACAACAGAAGCACCAACUACAACAGAAGCACCAACUACAACAGAAGCACCAACUACAACAGAAGCACCAACUACAACAGAAGCACCAACUACAACAGAAUCGCCAACCUCCACAGAAUCACCAACUUCAACAGAAUCACCAGCCUCCACAGAGUCACCAGUUACGUCAGAGUUACCAUCUACAACAAAGUUGCGAACGACCACAGAAUCCCCACCUUCAACGGAAAUACCGACUACCACAAAACAGCCUGAUCACCCAGCCUGCUUACCGGGAACUCGUUACGACGCUGUGUUUCGUCUGAACAGAUUGAUGUACUUCUUUUCAGGAGAACAGUUUUGGACAGUCACCAGCUCAUUGGUGAAAAGUGAACCUAAAAAAAUUACAGACGUCUGGAGUGAUGUUGCAUGUCCCGUAGAUGCAGCUUUUCGUAACAGAAAUGGAAAUAUUGUAUUUCUCAAAGGAAGAAGAUAUUGGGAGUACAGAGAUUUUAAUCUCACUUCCACUAACGGAUUUAUUAGUAGCCGGUACAGAUUGUGGCGCCUCACAGGCAGCAUCGAUGCAUCUUUCACCUACAAUACCAGAAGAUCUACAGAGACGUAUUUUCUCAAAGGCAUAAGAUACUGGCGCCUCAGUGGAAGGCAGAAUAGGCGACGACGAUUGUCAGUUGGACGAUUGCCAGAUCGACGUUUGAUAAAUCCUGACGCGGCAAUGACUUGGAUGAAAAACAGAGUUUACAUCUUCAAAGGAGACCGUUACUACAGACUACGACUACCACAGCCUUACCUCAGAAAAAGCCGGCUCAGAGUGGACAGAGGAUAUCCCAAGUCGAUAGCGGCCAAGUGGAUGAGGUGUAGGGAAAGUCAACAAAGCAGUUCGCCUGUUGGAGGUCUUAUUACUGAGCUUUAGGAAACCAGUUAUGAGUUCUGUUGCGAGUUUCCAUUAAAAUGCUGUGUUUAGAAUCCAAAUGGAUUUUAUGGAAAAGCGUUUUGAUGAAGGCGCGGUUUAUGAUAAGCUAGUCAAGUCACUUUCGCUCAAUUAGGUUUAGCUUGUUAGCUCUCUAACUCUUAGAAUGCAUAAUUAUCAUACAGUUUAUCCUCUGGAUGUCAUUUGAAUAAUAUCCCACUUCGUUAGAAAAAAAAUCCUUUUCCCAGCGAACUAGCGAUGAAAAUGAGCCACCUUCUGAGGCAAAGAAGUUCUCUCGAGAAGACAACGAAUUCCCUCGACUAAUUGACAACAGGAAGGGAAAAUUACUGAUCUAUCAGUUCUCGAAGAUUAAGGGGAGGCCACCUGUAGCUCUUUAUGGGAGAGAGAACUGACAGCUGUAAUGUAUUCAGGUGACAAAUAAAGUAAAAUUCAUGAGUCAGUUUUA